AGGAGACAGCGACUGACUACGUUGUAUCGUCAGUUGGUGCCUUCGCAAUUCUCAUAUUUGAUUUCUGCGUUACAUUCCAAGAUGAGGUCAAGAUUGAAACGAUCUGCCCGUGACUGUUAUUUUCAUCGCUUGUCUACAGGUAAAAUGGACCUGGUUUAGGUCAUGGGAUACAACUCGUGUCAUUUUUUGCCAUAUCUCGAUAUGUGCCUUUCAUAGGCUCUGGAAUGACUGUAUAUGCUGCACUGCGUGUCAGCGGGCCGCCGGCCCCUAGUCUGGCAGAAAAACAUCAUUCAUAUCAUAAGUAUCGUUGCUGCAGAAGGCUUGUUGGUUAUUCGGACGUGGGCAUUCUGGAAAAAGAGCAAAAGGGUGCUGAUUGGAUUAGUAGCUUAUGGUGCGGUGACAAUAAUCGCCGCCGUUUCCAUGAAUGUCUUUCCAAAUCACCAGUUGAUUUCAGCAGAUGUGUCUACUCUACCCGGGCAAGGCGGCUUCGAGUCGUCAAGAAAUGCUGCAUUGGUAUAUGCUAUCCUGGCACUUUUCGAAUGUGUGAUACUGGCCCUCACUACGUAUAAGAAAUUCAGCGACUACCGGCAAAUUGAGAACUCAAUCAUAACCACCGUUUAUGGCGGGCGGUAGCAUGCUUUACAUGUUGUGCAUCAUUGGUGCGUGGAAAUCAUUUACUUCAAAGCUAUUGUUGUGUAAUUCGUUUCACAAAGCCAUCACGGUCACCAAUGUGAUUAUUGACGCAGUAUUUCCGGUGUGUGUGCAUGCCAAUUAAACCCCAAUCAUUUAUUGACU
Suillus subaureus is the source of this 795-nucleotide messenger RNA. RefSeq lists its product as uncharacterized. The coding region runs from base 235 to 633 and encodes 132 amino acids. NCBI's taxonomy places the organism in Eukaryota, Fungi, Basidiomycota, Agaricomycetes, Boletales, Suillaceae. The transcript is spliced from 9 exons. The record is from RefSeq and is a predicted model, not a curated record.